AUGUUUAGAGCGGACAUCAAGCACUUUGUGAGCGAGCGGAAGUUCGAUGAGGAGCUGGGCCGGGCCGGGCGCUUCGGCUGUGACCUGGAGGCGCUCAGGGGCAGCAUCGGAGCCUUCGGCCAAGUUUCCCACCCCAGGCCGAGCUAUUCCAGCCGCUCCCGCUGCAGCUCCAGCCCCGCGUUCCCCACGGGAUUGGCUCCGGGAUCAUCCCCGGCAUUCCCGGGAUCAGCAGCACCACCGAUGGGAUCGGCCCCCAGAUCCCCCCCAGAAUUCCCGGGAUCAUCCCCAGCAUUCCCAGGAUCCCCCGAGGGCAGCGCGGCCCCAGCGGAGCCACAGCCCCCCCAGAGGAGCCGGAAGCCGCCGGGAGCAGCCGGACCCCGCCCAUCCCCCCAGAACCCCCCGGGAAUUCCCAAAAACCCUGGAAUUCCCAAAAACCCCCGGAGCCGCCGGGAGCCGCCAGGAAAGCCCCGCAGGAGCCGCCCCGAGGGUGCCAGUUCCUGAGGCCCCCCUGGAAUUCGGGAUCGGGAUUUGGGAUCCCAUCCCGGGAACGUUUACAAUUCCCACUUCUGUGCCAUUUCCCCUCUUUUUCCUUUUUUUUUUUCCUUCUCUUUUCUUAUCUCCCUUUUCCCGAGCUUUUCCUGCCGGGAUUUUUGGCCUUUUCCACCCAGUUCCCAAAAUCCCAACCCCGGUCUCGCGCUGGCAGCGAGGGAAGAGCCGGGACAGGGAAUGGGGGGGAAAUUUGGGAUUUGGGGGUUCCCAAAAUCUGUGAAUUUGGGAUGUUCCCUGUGGGAUCUGGGGGUGCCCCUUCCUUUCCUGACGCCCCCAAAACCUGGGAAUGUUCCCUUUUAAAUUUGGGAGUGUUCCUCUGGGAUUUAGGGAUGUCCCUUCUGUGUCCUCCCCAGAAUUUGGGAUUUCCCCUUGGAAUUCAGGGUGUCCCUCUCACCCCCCAACACUCGGGAUUUUCAGAGUUUCUCGGGAAUUUAUUUCAAGAAUUUCCUCCCCAAACCCCAAUCCCAGCCCCAGAUUUCCAGGAUUUUUUUGGGAAUUUUUGGGACAACGGAGGAAGUUCCCCAGUUUUCUGUUCCCCCUCCCUUUUUUUUCCCAUCUUUUUUCCAAGGUUUUUUUUUGGGAAUU
Hirundo rustica (Barn swallow) is the source of this 1134-nucleotide messenger RNA. RefSeq names its product spermatogenesis-associated serine-rich protein 2-like. NCBI's taxonomy places the organism in Eukaryota, Metazoa, Chordata, Aves, Passeriformes, Hirundinidae. The coding region runs from base 1 to 501 and encodes 166 amino acids. The transcript has 5 exons. The record is from RefSeq and is a predicted model, not a curated record. Gene Ontology annotation, cellular component: cytoplasm.